AUGUUUCGUCGGGAAAUGUGUGCUGCAAAAAAGGGAGUCGAGGCCCGACGCAAUGGUCUCGCGGCUCGUCGAGAAGAACAGCGUAAUAAACUCAUGCAAAAUCUGCGUAAGGUUGAGACGACCGAAAAGAAAGUUGUGGUACCGAAGCCGAAAGAAGAUGCAUCCGAGCGGCGAGCUCGUCUCAAUCAAUACCGCGAGAUGAAGACUCGCAAAGAAACUGAGCUGAAGGCGGAGCGCUUGAAAACCCCGGCAUUCAAAAUCGGCUCCGCACCCGCGAAAGAACGAGCUCCAGCGUCUACGGCCCGGAAAAUGCUAGAUUUCGAUUUCAGGAAAAAAUCGAGCACCGAAUCUGCGGUCAACUCAAAGACUCCUGCGGUUCGGAAAGCGCUUCAGUUCGGGAAAGCCCCAACGAAUAUCGCACUUCCGGCGGUAAAGAGUUCGGAACCUUCAAAUGAACAGGUGCAGACGAAAACGGCGGUCAAGCCUGACUUGAAGGAGAAUUUUCAUCCUGCAAGUCAGGUCCGACCAGGCUCUCGAAACCCACAAACUUCGACGAAGCGACCUGUUUCAACGCAAAGGACAACAUCAGUCACCCCCAGCGCCAAUCCCAAUAUGACGACGCCGAAACCCGGAUUGAGAAUGCCAACGCCGUCGAGAAACGCGUCGAAAGGACCUACACCCUCAAAGACCUCGUCCGUUUCUGCAUCGAAGAGAACGCCGGCGACCACCAGCAAAUCGAACUCGAAGACGGUCUCGACGAAAUCGACGCCGUUGAAGAGUGCAUCUACACCCUUGAGAUCCGUAGGUCUGGGAUCUCGGACGCAACCGAAAAAGACCCCACAACCUUCUCCACUCGCUGGUUCGACACGUUCGAAUGUUUCAAAGCAGAAAGCUGACCUGCGUGAUACAACCAAUGAGAAGAAGAAACCCAACUCAACGCCCAAGGCACCGACGACAACGCCGCUGAAGCGAACUCAGUCAACCAGUAAUUUAUCACGUCCGACUCCGCUGCGGAGCGUCACGAAGCCCGAUCAGAGCUCCCACAGCAAAACACCUCAGACAGCGACCUUGAAGCGAGCUCAGUCAAGCAAUAAUUUAUCACGGCCGAAUCUACUGAGGAGCGUCGCGAAACCCUCCGAAUGCUCCCAGAGCAAGACACCCCAGGUGAAGCUUCAGCGUUCUACAUCGGCGAGCACUCUGGCGCGUAAACCUCUAACAUCGAGCUCACCAGUGGCGAAGGCGCGGUCAAACCUUUCGAAAAACUUGAGUGGAAGUUCUUCGAACGUCGAGAGAGCGCGAGAUGGCGGCCCCCCUAACGCGCUCAACACGCGCUCAAACUCCAAAUUGACGUCGGUUCCAAAACCGGGACCGAUGUCUCGAAUCCAAGCUGCUGUCAUGAAGAACCAGCAAACCAGAGCGGAUUCACAGAAACAAGACCCCAUUUGUGGAGAAGACGAGAAUUUGAAGAAGUGGACCCGGCUCUUGGCCCUCGCACGAGCUCAACAGGGAUCCUGA
Molecule: messenger RNA, 1515 nt
Organism: Galendromus occidentalis (western predatory mite)
Lineage: Eukaryota; Metazoa; Arthropoda; Arachnida; Mesostigmata; Phytoseiidae
Product: flocculation protein FLO11
Exons: 13
Coding region: 1-1515 (504 amino acids)
Source: RefSeq, a predicted model, not a curated record